Molecule: messenger RNA, 1248 nt
Organism: Sodiomyces alkalinus F11
Lineage: Eukaryota; Fungi; Ascomycota; Sordariomycetes; Glomerellales; Plectosphaerellaceae
Product: brix domain-containing protein
Exons: 5
Coding region: 230-1222 (330 amino acids)
Biological process (GO): maturation of LSU-rRNA from tricistronic rRNA transcript (SSU-rRNA, 5.8S rRNA, LSU-rRNA); ribosomal large subunit assembly
Cellular component (GO): nucleolus
Molecular function (GO): rRNA binding
Source: RefSeq, a predicted model, not a curated record
CAUCGUCAAGCUCCGUCUAUCUGUAUACCAACAACACUCCCUGCCAAGUCUACGACCCUCCUAGAUUGGAGGUCGAAAGAAAGAACUGAAUUGCUUGUGGACACAUUUGUCCUUAUUAUUGUCGUCCAACGUUCCCAUCUCCUCCUCCCUUUACGCGAUAUCCCCGGACAUCUAGCCUUGGCCUCGCGCAUCUUCCUUACCCAUAAUUUGGACUCAACUCCAGCACAAAAUGCUUCGUCAAAUAAAGCCGCGCAAUGCGCGCAGCAAGCGCGCAUUGGAAAAGAUGCAGCCCAAGGUGGUCGAAAACCCGAAGACGGCUCUGUUUCUCAGGGGAACAAAAUGUUCGCAAGUGGUGAUGGAUGCCAUGAAUGACCUUUAUGCCAUGCGCCUGCCCUUUGCCAAAAAGUUUUCUAAGAAGAAUGACAUUGCGCCGCCGUUUGAGUCGGUACAAUCAUUCGAAUUCUUCUCCGAGAAGAACGACGCCAGUCUCCUCCUUUUCGGCACGACAUCCAAAAAGCGACCGCACAUGAUCACCUUCGUCCGCACAUUCGGCCACAAGGUCCUCGACAUGCUGGAGCUGCACGUCGACCCGGACACCUUCCGCUCGCUGAACCAGUUCAACGGCAAGAAGUUCACCGUCGGCCAGCGGCCCAUGGUCGUCUUCAGCGGCACGGCCUGGGACAGCCCCGUCGCGAACGAGUACACCAUGGCCAAGUCCCUCUUGACCGACUUCUUCUGCAACCGGGACCAAGCCGACGCCAUCGACGUCGAGGGCCUGCAGUACAUCGUCUCCCUGGCGGUGGAGGAAGAGUCGUCUGCGUCGGAAAGCAACGGCAGCGGCAGCAGCAGCAAGGCGAAACCCCGCAUCCGGCUGCGCGUCUACACGAUCCGCACGAAGCGGUCCGGCGGCCGCCUGCCGCGCGUCGAGGUCGACGAGAUCGGCCCGCGCAUGGACUUCCGCGUCGGCCGCAUGCAGCCGCCCGACGAGGACAUGCUGAAGGAGGCCAUGCGGAACCCGAAGGGUACCGAGGAGAGGACGAAGAAGAACAUCACCACCGACGCCCUGGGUUACAAGAUUGGUCGCGUGCAUCUGGGCAGGCAGGAUCUGAGCCAGCUCCAGACCAGGAAGCUGAAGGGCUUGAAACGGAGUCGGGACGUGGCGAGCGAUGACGGGAUGGAGGAUAUCGUGGAUGAUGAGGAACCGAAACGGAGCAAGAAGUAAAUCAACUUUUUUUUUUUUUUUUUUUU